CCCUCAGAGCCGCCGUGCGCGGGACGGGGCGACAGAGCACACACAGCACGCGCCCACGGCAGACGCCACAGACGUAGAUCUGAUGUCACUCACUCGUGACCCCCAGCAGAUGGGGGGUGCAGCCUUGUCACCGUUUAAGAAGGAAGUUGGGAUUCCGUGGGGUGGUGUCUGACGUUGUAGCUGUGUUCUGCGCCUGUGCCCCUGAACACUGCCCAUUGGUAAGAUAAGAGCUUGGAUUGCUUGCAUUUUUGGAAAUUGCAAAGUGAUGUUUCAGGUGACGUUCAGUGAUGUGGCUGUAGACUUCUCUCCUGAAGAGUGGGCAUGGCUCAGUUCUGCACAGAGAGACUUAUACAGGGAGGUGAUGGUCCAGAAUUACGAGAACCUCGUCUCUCUAGGCCUCUCUGCGGCUAAGCCAUGUGUGAUCGCUUUACUGGAGGAUGGAAAAGAGCCCUGGAUGGUGGGAAAAAGACUAUCAAAAGAUUGGGAACCAGGAUGGGAAAGCAAGGAACUAUCAACAAAAGGGGAUUUUUGUAAUGAAGAGUCACCCCAAACAGAAAGAACAGAACAAACUGUAAAACCGAGUUGUGAAUUUUCAAGUGUCAGUAAGGACCCGGAGUGCACAGAGACGGAGGAGGGGAGGCCCAGGAGCCAGGGAACACAUUUCAGACCAGUGCCUCUCCGCUGUAGAGAGAGCCCCACUGGACUCUGCAAUGUGUUUAGAAGCACCUUCCACUUGAAGCCCACUUGUUCUGAACCACACAGGCUUUCUCCUGAAGCAAAGUUACGAGCCUGUGCCACGCUGAAGACAAGCCUACCAAGAACGUCCGGUGUAAGGAAUGGCGGGAAGAAGCUUCUGAACUCUAAUGAGGGUGCAGCGGCCUUCAACCAGGGCACAUCACUUAGCCUUCACCAGACUUUGUAUAAUCGAGAGAAAGGCUAUGCAUGUAGAGAAUGUGGGAAAGCCUUUGGCAAACAGUCAAUCCUUAAUCGCCACUGGAGAAUUCAUACAGGGGAGAAACCCUAUGAGUGUCACGAAUGUGGGAAGACUUUUAGCCAUGGCUCAUCCCUUACUCGACAUCAGAUAAGCCACAGUGGAGAGAAACCUUACAAAUGCGCUCAAUGUGGGAAGGCCUUCAGUCACGUCUCAUCGCUUACGAAUCAUCAGAGCACUCACACUGGAGAGAAGCCGUAUGAAUGUAUGCGCUGCGGGAAGGCUUUCAGUCGUGUCUCACAUCUCAUUGAACACCUGAGGAUUCACACUCAAGAAAAACUCUAUGAGUGUCCGGUAUGUGGGAAGGCCUUCAUUCAUAGGUCAUCUCUCAUUCACCACCAAAAAACUCAUACCGGAGAGAAACCGUAUGAAUGCGGCGAUUGUGGGAAAGCCUUUUGCUGUAGCUCCCACCUUACUCGACAUCAAAGGAUUCAUACCAUCGAGAAACAAUAUGAAUGCAACCAGUGUCUGAAGAUCUUCAGUAGCCUCCCGUUUCUCACUCAGCAUCAGAGUAUUCACACUGAAGAAAAACCCUUUGAGUGUCAGAAAUGCAGGAAGUCCUUCAGCCAGGCCGAAUCACUGGAUAUGCAUUUGAGAAAUCACGUCAGACUGAAGCCUUACGAAUGCAGCAUCUGUGGGAAGGCCUUCAGUCAUAGAUCAUCCCUUCUUCAGCAUCACAGAAUCCACACUGGAGAGAAACCUUAUGAAUGCAUUAGGUGUGGGAAGACCUUCAGCUGUAGCUCCAACCUUACUGUACAUCAGAGAAUUCAUACUGGAGAAAAACCAUAUACGUGUAGUGAGUGCGGAAAAGCUUUCAGCAAAGGCUCGAAUCUCACUGCCCAUCAAAGAAUCCAUAACUGCGAUAAACCCAAUAAGUAUGGCAAAGUCGUUGGGCCAUUUCACGACUAUGCAUGUGAGAGACCAGGUGCGAGUGCAAGUAGGAUUCAAAAUAAACCUCAGCCGUAGAUCCUAAGUCAGCAAAAGCCAGACUUCUGCCGGAGAGAAGCUCUAUGAAUGCAGAAAAAUAGAAGUCGAAGUCCUUUAUUUUAAGCGCAUUCCUCAUUGUGCAUUAAAGAACUCAUGCAGUGUGAGACAUGUUGCCAGGUGUCCACUAAGCUGUCUUGCUAGACAUCAGAUUAACAGUAAGGCAACCUGAAGGGUUGGGCAUUAUAUCUAAACCUUGUUUGGCAGCAGCACUGUAAACAGAAUCCUACAGGAGAGCAAGCAAGUUUAUUAUAAAUAAAUAUACAUUUCUUACAGCAGUAACAUAGUUUUGCUCAUAUGCUCUAUAGAAAAAUUUUUUUAAAGAUUUAUUUAUUUAUUUGCAAGUAAGAGUUACACAGAGAGAGAAGAGGCAGAGGAGAGAGAGAGAGAGUCUUCCAUCUGCUGGUUCGCUCCCCAAAUGGCUGCAACAGCCGGAGCUGUGCCUAUCCAAAGCCAGGAUCCAGGAGCUUCCUCCGGGUCUCUCACGUGGAUGCAGGGGCCUAAGGACUUGGCUCAUCUUCCACUGCUUUCCCAGGUCACAGCAGAGAGCUGGACUGGAAGUGGAGCAGCUGGGACUCCAACCGGAGCCCACAUGGGAUGCCGGCACUGCAGACAGCAGCUUUACCUGCUACGCCACAGUGCCGGGCCCUAGAAAUUAUUUUUAACUAAUGGCUAUGUGCAAAUAUCUAGCCAUCUAGUGGUUCCAGUAAAUUUUACACUGUUGAAAAUUAAAGCUGUCAAAGAAGUAAAAAUAGUAUUAAUAAAAUUUUUGGUCUCUAAUAAAAAUUAUUUUGUAUAUAAUGAACUCUCUGUGACUUUUGAAAAAAGUGUUACUACUUCUUGAAGAAUUUGUUUUAGCCAUACUAUAGCCUUUAGUGGGAGAUUAGAGCAGUAUUGGCUGUGUGUGUGGUUUUUAAUUGAAUCUUACUGGGUGAGUGCUAAUUAUGUGAUGAGCACUAGAUUAGCUUUUUGUUACUAUAACAAAGUACCCAUGGCAACACACUGUCAAGAGGAUAAGGCUCGUUCAGCUCAGUUUUGGAGGCGCACAUCCAGGAUGGGGCAGCUGCACCGGUAGGCCUCUGAUGACAGCAGACGGCAAUGGUAGAGUGUUGGGGGGACAGCUCACAGGCAAGCCGGCAGUAGAGAAAGUGCUGACGCAGGGAGCCCUUGGGAGAACCACCUUCUGCAGGCGCGUCCCCAGAGACCUAGGGCCUCCCGCAAGGUCCACAUCCUGAACACCAUCCUGGGUUGUCUCUAACCUCUUGGUUCCAUUAGCGUAUGACUGGGUUUUCACGUCCAGCAUGUGGUUUAUUAUUUUUUUGUAAAGAUUUAUUUA
Molecule: messenger RNA, 3311 nt
Organism: Lepus europaeus (European hare)
Lineage: Eukaryota; Metazoa; Chordata; Mammalia; Lagomorpha; Leporidae
Product: zinc finger protein 181-like
Exons: 5
Coding region: 266-1957 (563 amino acids)
Biological process (GO): negative regulation of transcription by RNA polymerase II
Molecular function (GO): DNA-binding transcription repressor activity, RNA polymerase II-specific; RNA polymerase II cis-regulatory region sequence-specific DNA binding
Source: RefSeq, a predicted model, not a curated record